This is a messenger RNA of Talaromyces amestolkiae, 1377 nucleotides long. RefSeq lists its product as uncharacterized. Gene Ontology annotation, biological process: post-transcriptional tethering of RNA polymerase II gene DNA at nuclear periphery; poly(A)+ mRNA export from nucleus; transcription elongation by RNA polymerase II. NCBI's taxonomy places the organism in Eukaryota, Fungi, Ascomycota, Eurotiomycetes, Eurotiales, Trichocomaceae. The transcript has 6 exons. The record is from RefSeq and is a predicted model, not a curated record. Gene Ontology annotation, molecular function: RNA binding; double-stranded DNA binding. The coding region runs from base 1 to 1377 and encodes 458 amino acids. Gene Ontology annotation, cellular component: transcription export complex 2.
AUGGCUUCUAUCUUUGCCGACUUCAAGGCAGCGCACMCCCUCCAGUCGGGACCCAUCCUGGCCGCUGCCCUCMCCCCAGCCGCCACACCAGAAGAUCCCCAUCGCUUACUGGACUUUGUCCGCGUCACAAACAGCGCCAACUCCGAGGGUGAUAUCCGGCAUCAUCUCCUCUACGACAGACAGACAGGCGUCAAACUCACUAAACAGCAAGGAAAUGCCUGGGUUAGCGUCGUCAACGCCUUCUGGGUCACUGCUGCUGAGCUUGUCAAGAUCGAGGAAUACUCCUCACGGGGUAGUUGGUUAAAGGUCUUUGAGACGUGGAAGGAAUUUGUGAAUCAACUUAUCAGAGGUUACUCGAAUAACCAUUUCCAGUCGUGGACGAUACCUUGUCUGUAUGUUGCGGGAAAGUACCUGCGCGCUUUUGCGAUCAAGGCGGAUGCUUCGGAUGCAUCUCAGAGUACGGCUGGUUUUGGCAAUGGAUUUCAGGAUGAUGUGGUCUCGAAUGCGGAGAAGAAUGCCAAUCUUGAGGAUGCGGCGCGAACUAUUAAUCGAAUGUUUACUUUGUGUCUUGGUGACCGAGCACCUAUUGAGGAGUCACGGAAGUGGGGAAUAUACGAGACUACGAACCUUUUAUUCAAAACAUACUUCAGGUUGAACCAAGUCGGGCUGUCGAAAAGUGUCCUCCGUGCUUUGGAUGCGUCAUCAGCAGACAUCCCACAACCUUUUCAAUUCCCAAAAUCUCAUAUCGUGACGUUCAACUAUUACGUUGGACUCAUCAACUUUCUAGAAGAGAACUACAAAGAGGCCGAAGAACAUCUUACACAAGCAUGGCUCAUGUGCAAAACAGACGCCUUAAAGAAUAAAGAAUUAAUCCUAACAUAUCUAAUACCUUGCCAUCUCGUCACCACCCACCGCCUCCCCAGCAAACAACUACUUGCUCCCUUCCCACGCCUAGAGCGUCUCCUCCGCCCUCUAUGUGACUGCAUCCGACAAGGCAACCUCGGCGGCUUCGACGCCGCCAUGUCCGCCGGCGCCGACGCAUUUGUCAAACGCCGCAUCUACCUACCCCUUGAACGAGGUCGCGAUCUUGCGCUACGCAACCUAUUCCGGAAAGUCUUCGUCGCCGGAGGUUACGAGCCUGCCACCACAAAUGCAGAUUCUGUGCCGAUUCGUAGAACGCGUAUUCCGCUGACGGAGUUUGCGGCUGCAUUAAGGAUUGGGAAUCAGGCUGAUGAGAAGGCGAGAGUUGAUAUGGAUGAGGUGGAGUGUUUGUUGGCUAAUAUGAUUUACAAAAAUAUGAUGAAGGGCUAUAUUUCACGAGAACGUGCUAUGGUUGUGCUGAGCAAGUCUGGCGCAUUUCCUGGAACGGGGGUGUGA